CAGAGAGUGAUCAUCUACUGGAUUUACUGACAAUGUCGCUUUCCUCUAUUAUCAGUUCUUUGCGCGCUCAUACGCGUUCCCAACGCAACAACUCCUUCCAAGCCAACACAGAAACGCUGAGAUGGCGACUUGCGGAAGUGUUCAUAAGGACUUGGGAUCUAGGCUUCACAUCGUUUGGCGGGCCACCCGUACAUUUCCAAAUCCUCCACCGCAGGUUUGUGCAAGGGGUCGGAUUCGGUGGCGUAAGUAAAUGGAUUGACGAACAGACUUAUCAAGAACUUUUUGGCAUAUGCCAAGCACUUCCUGGACCAGGUUCUACAAAGAUGCUAUUCUGCAUUGCAAUGAUACGUGCAGGCAUCAUUGGAGCCAUCUUCACAUUUUUCCUUUGGAGCCUACCUGGCGCAAUUGGAAUGUAUGGUCUGUCACUGGGCGUUCAACGGAUGCCUGACCGGUUGCCGCCUGCUGUGUACGCCCUGCUAAGCGGACUGAAUGCGAGUACUGUGGGGAUAGUCGCAUUGGCUGCUGUUCAACUGGCGGAGAAAGCCAUCAAAGAUCGUCUCACAAGGAUACUGGUUAUCAUGGGCGCUUGCGCAGGCCUGUGCUACAACGCACUCUGGUACUUUCCCAUGUUGAUAUUGCUUGGCGGAGUAGCUACUGUUAUAUGGGAUGUGUGGCUGCUGCAGAUGGCCGGCAAGAUGCGAGCGAAAUGGGAAACUAACAGAAGGCGCACGACAAACGAAGGAGGAGAUGCUGAAAGAGUCAAUACAUCUCAGAGCAUCCCGCUCAAGGAACACGCGCAUGCUACUCCAGCAACGCUCAAUCAGCGAAAGCCGCAGGCUGAGGGCUCGGAAGGGCACACUUCGGAUGAACGGGACCCUACUGGACAGGAUUCUUUUGCAAACAGUUCGUCGCGUGGAGGCGCGGAAAGCGCAGAAGCAGCUCCUGUUGCAGAUACGAAGACGCACAACAUCUCCAUCAAGCUGGGCGUCUCGCUCAUCGUAGGCUUCCUGAUCUCGUUCGUAAUCAUCAUGAUUCUCCGGGGAGUGCUAUCCAAUAGACCUCGCCCUUUUGAUCUCUUUUCGAACAUGUACCUUGCUGGCACUAUUAUCUUCGGCGGUGGACCGGUUGUUAUCCCCCUUCUUCGUUCGUACGUCGUCGACCCGGGCUGGGUUUCGCCUCGCGACUUCCUCCUCGGUCUUGCUAUAAUUCAAGCUUUCCCUGGGCCAAACUUCAACUUCGCAGUCUACCUAGGCGCGCUGGCACUCGCAGGUACAGGUCACCCUACAGUCUUUGGUGCAUUGCUAGGUUACCUAGGCAUCUUCUUCCCAGGCAUUAUCCUCGCAGUUGGGGUGCAGUCUAUCUGGCAAGCUCUGCGGGCAAAGGCAUGGAUCGUUAGUCUGCUCAGGGGUAUUAAUGCCACAGCCGUUGGACUCGUCUUCACGGCUGUGUAUCGGCUUUGGGAGAUUGGCUACCUAACGCCGGAGAGCAGCAACGGCAACAGUCUUGGCCAAGAACCCUGGUGGGUUGUAGUAGCUACGGUCACCUAUGCGGAGACUGCCUGGUUCAAGGUCCCACCAGCGAUGGCGAUCGUGUUCGGCGCUGUUCUAGGUCUGGCAUGGUAUGGAGCUGUUGGUCAGUGAGAUUGUAUCGCUUCGGAGUAUUGCACGGUAAGCAGAACCUAUUUCGUUGUCCUUUGCUUUUCGGCACCGCUUUGGCCUUUGGUGUAGGCGUAUUCAUCUCCAAUGGGUCGGUCUUUCGCUUUCGACCUCGUCUCUUUUUGCCAAUGGGGACUUCGGCUGCUC
Boeremia exigua is the source of this 1802-nucleotide messenger RNA. RefSeq names its product chromate ion transporter-like protein. The coding region runs from base 33 to 1640 and encodes 535 amino acids. The transcript is spliced from 4 exons. Lineage: Eukaryota; Fungi; Ascomycota; Dothideomycetes; Pleosporales; Didymellaceae. The record is from RefSeq and is a predicted model, not a curated record. Gene Ontology annotation, molecular function: chromate transmembrane transporter activity. Gene Ontology annotation, biological process: chromate transport.